Molecule: messenger RNA, 1365 nt
Organism: Paramecium tetraurelia
Lineage: Eukaryota; Ciliophora; Oligohymenophorea; Peniculida; Parameciidae
Exons: 4
Biological process (GO): transmembrane transport
Molecular function (GO): transmembrane transporter activity
Source: RefSeq, a predicted model, not a curated record
AUGAAAUAAGAAUUAUACACUUCUUGGCAUGAUACAAAGAUCAGGUGGUUAUUGUUAGCAUUGCUAUGCUUAUUUUAGGCCGGCUGCUCUUUAUGCAUUGAUUUUCCUUUUGUUUUAGCAACAGAAAUCUAGAAUUAUUAUAAUGUACAUCAACAAGACAUUAAUUAUCUUUAUGCAAUUUAUUCUAUGCCCAACAUUAUUCUUCCUUUUUUUGGAGGAAUUAUUAUAGAUAAAAUCGGUAUUAGAAGUGCAUUACUUAUUUUUUGUGCGUUUUUGAUUAUUGGAUAAAGUUCUUGUGUAUAUAGUGCAUAGGUUAAGGAUUUUAACUUGCUCAAAGUAGGCAUGUUUUUACUUGGUCUAGGUGCUGAGGUUAGUUUGUUAGUCACUUAAGGUGCUUUGUUAACCAAAUGGUUUUUUGGAAAAGAAAUAUCGUUAGCCUUUGGAAUUUAACUUACUUUUAUCAGAGUCGGAUCAAUUAUUGCUGUUAAUUAACUUCCUCAAAUAUAUGUUAAUUAUGGUAAUAGCUUUGUAGCUUGUAUGACCUAUUGCUUGGCUACUAUUUUGAUCAUCACAUUAUCUUGUAUCAUUGAAACAGUAAUUGAUUAUGUAAGUGACAGAAGAGACUCUAAUCAUUAUUAAUCAUAAGCACAAUUAUAAUUAGAGUAACAAAAACCAGUGAGUUGCAAAGAUUUAAAAGAGUUUAAUUAUGGGUUCUAUUUAAUUUCCAUAAGUUGUAUGUGUGGAUAUUGCAUCUUUUUUAUAUUGUAGUUAAACGCUCUACGCAUGUUUUAAAUAAGAUAUAAUCUAACAUUCUUUUAUUAAACAUUACUUUAUAGUCUACCCUACAUUAUUUGUAUAAUUUUAACACCAAUUAUUGGUCAUAUCGUAGAUAAAGUGGGAAAGAGACCAUAUUUUUUAAUUCUUUCUGGGUUUUUGACAACAUUAUCAAUGUUAGUUUAUUCAUUAAAUAAUGAUUGUUCAGUUUAGAAUGAAUGUUUUAAUUAUGCACUAAUAGGACAAAUUUUAAACGGAAUGUUUUUUUCUUUAUUUGCACCUUUGAUUUGGCCUUGUAUUCCAAUUUGUGUCAGCACAAAUACCCAAGGAACUGGAUUUGGUGUAGUUUGUUCUAUGUAAAAUUUUGGUUUGACUGUAUUUCCAAUUAUCGUAGGUAAAAUUUUGAUUGAAGAAACUGCUAUUGGCUAUUUACAUAUGAUAUACUUUCUUGGGUUUAUCGCCCUUAUAGCUAAUAUCAGCAAUAUCAAUAUUUAUUUUUAUGAUAGAUACAAUGGUAAUAAAUUAAUGUCGCCUACCGUUAAAUUACCUGAUUAUCAAAUUAUUCUUGAACAAGAAGAUGAAUAAAAUUGA